AUGGAACCCCCCCUUGCGCCACCCAAGGUUCCCUUAAUCGGUCACUUGUGGGGAAUGUUUCGCCACGGAGGAGGCUAUUACAAGUUGCUCUGCUCCAAAUAUGGUUGUUGCUGGCCUCUGUUCUCCAUCCAAAUCUUCUCCACGGAAAUCUACGUCGUCAAUUCUCCUGAGCUCGCACAGGCCAUAUUCAGGGAUACAAAGGCUCUGUCGUUCAACCCAUUUGUCAUCGAAUUUACGAGACGGGUGAUGAAGGCGCGCGACCAUGUCAUGAACGUGAUCUCAGUAAAUGAUGGGGAGAACGAUCAUUUCGAUUCUAUUCAUCAUGUAACCCAACGCUCCUUCGCACACGUUCCUGCGGUCCUCGAGACAAAUCAACGCGUCUUAAAUGGCUUGGCUAGGUAUCUCAAUGGCGUCGAUACUUCCGGUCAAUUUGUACAACUAUUCGAUUGGAUUAGAAACGCCUACACUGUCGUGACUGCGGAGGCCCUCUACGGUAACGUCAACCCUAUCUCAGAGGAUCCGAAGCUCGUCAAGAACAUCUGGGACUUCGAAGGUGGAGUGAUGACAUUGUCUCUCAACCUCUUCCCCAGGCUCACUGCACCGGCUGCGUGGAAGGCCCGCAAGGCCCUUGUACCAGCUUUCAUUGACUACUACAAUCGAGGAUUGGAUCAGUAUGCAAAUUCAUGGAUCAAGAGUCGAGCACAGAUUGGUCGACAGGAUGGGUUCACGAACAAGGAUCUUGGAAGUUUUGAAUUGACCGUUCUCUAUACAUCCAUUGUAAACACGGUUCCGAACGCCUUCUCCAUGCUAUGCAGAAUUCUCCGCGAGCCCGCUCUUACUGCCAAGAUUUGCCACGAGGUAGAUUCCAUUAUAGGUCGUUUCAAUCAGGCCGACGGCACGGUGCGAGUCAGUCUCAACAUCGCAGAUAUCGUCAAGCAGUGCCCGAUCUUGGUAUCAACCUGGCAGGAGAACAUCAGAUUCACAGUUAACGCUACAUCUGUACGUGUCGUCAUGGAAGAUGUUGUGAUCAAGGACAAGUACCUGUUGAAGAAAGGUGGUAUCGUUCAGAUCUGCGGCGGAGCCAUUCAUGAGUCCACCAGAUACUGGGGUCAGGAUGCACUUACCUUCGAUCCAUACCGCUUCCUCGAGAACAAGGAUCAAAGUCGCGGAGUAAAGAAGGCUCGGUCUCAAGGCUUGCUUCCUUUCGGCGGCGGAAAGCAUCUCUGUCCUGGUCGCAAUCUGGCAUUCGUCGAGGUUGUCAGUUUCUUGGCUAUGUUGGUCGUGGGUUUCGAUAUUCGCAUGAAGGACGGUUCGUUGGUUCAACCACCUCCCUACAAGAAGCAAUAUGUGGGUGAGGCAUCGAAGAAGCCAGAGCAUGAUAUCGAGGUCAAGAUCACACGCAAGGAGGCUUAUAAGGAUGCGGUAUUUGAGUUCUGGGUUGAGUCUAGCGUCGAAGUCGAGGAGUCGAGCAUGGCUGAGCCUGGCAACGAUGAUCCUUUCCAAGGUCAACAACCUAACUUCGAGGGCCUGGGAUUCUCUCUUCAUUAA
Molecule: messenger RNA, 1548 nt
Organism: Mollisia scopiformis
Lineage: Eukaryota; Fungi; Ascomycota; Leotiomycetes; Helotiales; Mollisiaceae
Product: cytochrome P450
Exons: 6
Coding region: 1-1548 (515 amino acids)
Molecular function (GO): monooxygenase activity; iron ion binding; oxidoreductase activity, acting on paired donors, with incorporation or reduction of molecular oxygen
Source: RefSeq, a predicted model, not a curated record